Molecule: messenger RNA, 1626 nt
Organism: Aptenodytes forsteri (emperor penguin)
Lineage: Eukaryota; Metazoa; Chordata; Aves; Sphenisciformes; Spheniscidae
Gene: KBTBD11
Product: kelch repeat and BTB domain containing 11
Exons: 1
Molecular function (GO): protein binding
Source: RefSeq, a predicted model, not a curated record
GCCGCCGGCGGCCGGGUGGUGGAGAGCCAGUGGGAGAUCAACAACGCCGCCUGCCAGCCGGAGGAGGAGGAGGAAGAGGAGGCGGUAGGGGCGCGGGAAUGGCCGACGGAGGAGCCCGACCUGGUGAUUGAGGUGUCGGGGCAUCGCAUCCGGGUGCACAAGUCGGUGCUGGCAGCCAAGAGUGACUACUUCCGUGCCCGUGCCUCACGGGACGUCCUGCGGGUGAAGGGGGUGAGCUACGGGGCGCUGCGGCUUCUCAUCGACUACGUGUACACGGCCCGCAUGGGCGAGGUGCGGCACGACAACCUGGCUGAGGUGGUGAGCGGCGCCCGCGUCCUCCAGAUGCCUUGCGCCCUGCACUGUGCCGCCGAGGCCAUGCGCGCCCAGCUCCGCCUUGACAACUGCUACCAGCUCCUCUGCCUGGCCAAGAAGCGGCGGCUAGCGGAGCUGCGGGAGGCUGCCUACCGUUUCAUGAGCGACCACUACCUGGAGGUGUUGCGGGAGCCUGGCGUCUAUGGCCGCCUCAGUGGCACUGAGCGGGACCUCAUCCUGCAGCGGCGCAUGGAGGCCGGCCGGCUCUGCUUGCUGGUGGCCGAGGUCAGCGAUGCCUUCGAGAGGCCGGGUGGUGGCAGCCGGCCACACAGCCGUGAGAGCAGCCGCCCACAGAGCCCCUCCUCCGUGGUGUCACUGGAGGAGAGUGGCUCCCUCAUCCACUGCUACCAUGAGGCCAGUGGUGAGUGGAGGGUGCUGACGCGCCUGCCCGAGGAGGCCAACGCCAAGGGCUGCGCCAUGUGUGUCCUCCACAACUACCUCUUCCUGGCAGGGGGCAUCGCGGCGGGGCCAGCGGGCAGUGAGCCCCGGGCCCGCCUCUCCGACAAGGUCUUCUGCUACAACCCCCUCACCGACACCUGGAGCCAGGUGCGGCCGCUGGCUCAGCCCCGCUCGCAGCUCAAGCUGCUGGCCCUGGACGGUUACCUCUAUGCCGUGGGGGGCGAGUGCCUCUUCACCGUGGAGAGGUACGACCCACGGGCUGACCGCUGGAGCCCUGUGGCACCCCUGCCGAAGGGUGCCUUCGCUGUGGCUCAUGAGGCCACCACCUGCAACGGGGAGAUCUAUGUGUCGGGGGGCUCCCUCUUCUACCGCCUGCUCAAGUAUGACCCCAAGCGUGACGAGUGGCAGGAGUGCCCUUACAACAGCAGCCGCCGGCGCUCUGCUGACAUGGUGGCCUUCAAGAGCUUCAUCUACCGCUUUGAUGUGAGCAGUGGCCGUGGUGGGGAGCAGGGCCCAGGUGGCGGGACUGGCGGUGGUGUCGAAGUUUUCCGGUACAACACGGUGGCCAAGCGCUGGAGCCAGUGCGCCAGCCUGCGGCCCAGCGGCGGCCCCAUCCAGCCCUUCCGCUGCGCCCCCUUGGGCAACACCAUCUACUGCGUCAACCGGACUGGCACCCUCCGCUUCAGCCUAGCCCAGGACGGCGAGGUGGAAGCAGAUGGCGGGCUCAAGGGCACCUUCGACAGGGAGCUUCUUAAAGCUCCCUUGGAUGCCAAGGGUGUCCUCCUACCCUUCGUGCUCACCCUGCCCGAGAGGCUGGACAAAGCGGGGGAUCAGGAGGGCUCCCUCCCGCUGUGA